Molecule: messenger RNA, 3615 nt
Organism: Rhagoletis pomonella (apple maggot)
Lineage: Eukaryota; Metazoa; Arthropoda; Insecta; Diptera; Tephritidae
Exons: 3
Coding region: 330-3179 (949 amino acids)
Source: RefSeq, a predicted model, not a curated record
CAUUUAAUGUCAAAUGCGGUCUGCUAGGCGUCUGAAGUAAUUUGGAUUUUGGGCGAUUAUUACAGAUUUUUAUUUUGGAAUUCCACCAUUUAUUCAAAUUGAAUUAAAUUCAAAAUAAGUUCAACAAGGCAAGUAGAGUAGAAGCCAAUAUAUGGAACAUUGGUAAUAGGCGUCGCACCUAUCCGGAUCAGCACGUCGAUAGACGCUCGGCGAUCGUAGCUGAGAAUUGCGUUACAUACCUAUUUCAGCAGUAUUCCACAGCAUUCAGUUGAUCUACGCUAUCGGAAUAAUUUUUUCUGUGCAUGACUAAAUACUGAAAAGCUUUAACUAUGCCAGUUAUGCGCCUUUGUAUCGCGGGUUGUCCAUCGCUUGGGAUACCAAUAUACGCCUUUCCUCCGGAAAAUGAGCCAGACAGACGCAACAAAUGGUUCCGAAUGUUCAACUUAAAUCCAGCGUUAUAUGAAAAUAAAACUGUUCAUAUUUGUCGCCGUCAUUUCAGUAAUAGAAUGACACAAUCAAAAACACUUCCUAAAAAUGCCUAUCCCGAUAUAAAUUUAUAUAUGUACAAUGAACGUGCCCCGUACGUUGAGAAAUACAGUGUCUAUUGGAAAAACGGUGACCGACCGCCAGGAGAGGACCAAGUAAUGGCUAUUGACGUUUCGGAAAGUGGGGAAAAUAUAUCUUAUGAAAUGCCAGGGACUGAAUUAUCUGAUGUUAUCGAAGUUGAUGAAGUAGUUGUGCCGCAAGAAGGUGGUAUGUCAACAUCAGCAGUAUCUCUCCAAUAUUUUCCACCCCUUGUAAAGCAUCAAAAACGGCAAUGCAUACUGAAUUGCCCCGACGGCCGUAAUUUCCAUAAUUUCCCAUCGCUAGAAUUGGAGCCGGAAAGGCGUAAACAAUGGCUUUAUUUACUUGCCAAGGAUCCUGAUUUAUAUCCACAUAAGUAUCUUUAUCUUUGUGAUAGACAUUUCGACUUGCACAUGCGGGGCAGGGCAAAGCUGAUGCGGGGAGCUUAUCCAAAUAAAAAUCUACCACCACCAUUACAAACGCCGAUACCACAAGAUUUGGAGGGAAAGACGGAAUGUAUUCAAAAAUGUAGUGAAUACCACAGAAAGUACAGGUUUCCAUCGUUCGAACAGGAAACCGAAAGAAGAAUAAUGUGGUUUAAAAAAUUUGGACGGGAUCCAAAAAAAUAUAACGACGACGUCUACGCUUGCGACAGCCAUUUUGGCGACGAAAUGCGAAUCGGUCCAUAUCUGCGACGGGAGGCCGUACCAAAUAAAAAUCUAAGACCCGCUGCUGCAUUCGCAAAAGUUAAAAAAUGGUCUUUACAAAAAUUGGAUGCACUAUCUAAUUUCCCAACAAAUACUUCACCCACCCAUACACCCGAGCCCCACAUCCAUCAAAUGACCACCACGGCGCUGCCAACGGCUAACGAAUCGCAGAACAUUGUCAACAAUCUUAGUCAUAUAUUGGUAAAUACGACUGUACAGUUGCCGGUGGAAAAUGACAACGUUCUUAAUCAAGUCAAUCAGCAAAAGUUGUCUGCUCAACGGUCUAAAAAUGAUAAUAUCCUUAAUCGUAUAAAUAUGACCAUAUUGCCGCCUAGCAAUCAACCCGAGGACGCACCGUCGCCUGUACAAUACGUAAAAAUGCAUACAGUGGGUGUAUUUGUGCCACGGCGUACCGGUUAUUUAGUUUCGGUGGAUAAAAUUUUAAGCGCUGAGGAUCCGCUAGAUGUCAACAAGCAUAUGCCGUAUGAUUAUGUGAGGCCAUGUGAUCCCGAGUUGAACAUUAAUGUACAUACAAUAUUUAAAGAGGACUAUGGAGAUUUCAGUAGCGAUGAGGAGGAGGCCGAUAAGGAAACGCCGGAUGAUGUAGAAGUAGACAAAAGUGAUACUGAAAGUGCAGAAGAAAUUGAAGACUGUGCAAGCGACGAAUAUGAGCAAAUACCUACGAAAAGAAGAAGAGAUGAUGUAAACUAUGAAGUGGAAGAAGAAUAUGAGCUUUGGCAAAGCAAUGGAGUAGAAAAUGAAGCUGGAUUAAGGGAUGAUUCUGUUUUAGAACAGCUGGCAACAAAAUACCCCACUGAAAGUUUUUCCAUAUUGCUUAGCAAAGAUAAUAAAGUGGUCGAAUAUAGAAAAGAUGCGGUAGAUCAUGCAAAUAACGAAGAAGAUAUAAUAACACCUGAUGAGCCUGUGGUCAUAUCCGACGAAGAAGAGCCACCUACAGUUGCAAGUAAAAGAGCAGACAAUGGAAGUUUUAUUUCUACGACUGACGGGUUCAGACUAUCCAGCCAAAGGAUAUCAUUUCCGCAGCAUUCCAAAACCGAUUUUGCUAACACUUUUCUGAAGCAACGACAGCAGCAGAAACCUAACAACAAUUUUUUGACAAAGGAAGUAGCGUUAGCUAAAAGUUGGCAGCAAGUGAUAGAAACCAUAGAUAAGGAGCUCAUUUCUAGCACUGCAAAGGAGAACGCAACCGAAGCCAGCACAACGGUGCCAAACCAAACGAUAGGCAAGGCAAAUGUAGAAAAAAAUUUCCAGAUAGAAAAAGUUAAGUCCACGGUAGCGGCAGGUUCAACAAAUAUUACAAGAAAUAUUGUUGGUGGAGGAGUAGCAGCAGCAGCAGCAGUUCAAGGAGCAAAACAAGUGUUAAGACGCGUGAACACCACUGAUGCAAUUACCAAAACCACGACUAUCGAUUUGAUUGAUCUUUUAAAACCUAAAGCUGCUCGCAAUAGUUGUAUUCUCAAGUGUGAAAGCUUUCGUAAACUUUACGCUUUUCCAUCGGCCGCAACAGAGAAAUAUCGUCGUCACUUUUGGUUUCUUGAGCUCGGCUUAAACAUUAAAAGUGAUUGGUACAAGUCCUUAUACAUUUGUGAUAAACACUUUGCAGAUAAUAUGCUGAUUGAAGAUAAGCUACACAAAUACGCAUACCCCAGGAAAUCAACAAAAUACCAAUUAAAUACUAUGCGCAUGGAAGCAAGCACACAAACCGAAGAUGUCGCUGAAUGGAAAGGUUACACAGCAUUAUUGCGAGAAUUAACCGAAUUGGCGGAGUUGGAUAAACAGCAAGACAGGGUGGUAAUACGUACUAAAUUUUUAAUUCGACUCAAGCAGGAAGCGUCACGUUUGGUAGCAGAAAUUCAAAAUGCCGAUGAAGAUGAGGAUGUUAGUUAAAAAAGAGAUUUACACCCAAAUGCAUGACUUUAAGGGCCAGUUUUUCAGUGCACGGCCGUUGUCAGCCAGCUGUUCAAUUUAAACUCGGUUUACUUAAUCUAAGUUUAAACUGGAGCUAAAAACUGGCCCUAAGAGGACAACUCCAAAAAAAGCUUUUCGGGCAUUCGGAGCUUUUCAGGAUUUCAGAAAUAUCUGAAUUGUGUAGCUGAAAGCCUCUGAAAAGCUUGUUGUGGAGUUGUACUCUAAAUGCUUUGUAAAUCACUUUAUAAAGCUUUUUUGAAUAUGGCCACUAGUAGUCUGGAAUUGGGUACAAGGUGUUGCGCACGGUAUUGUAUAACGUUGGCAUCAUUAAAAUAAGCACUAUGCGGUAGUUUAAAGUUUUCUCUAGUGAGAGCAAACAAUGAAUAAAAAAGUGAAGUAUGAAAUGCUUUCCGAA